UGUUCCACACUCCUUACUGGCUGGUUGCAGUAAUGCGCCACGUCGUUGUUUGCCAACCGCCAAUAAACCAAAGAAGAAGAAGAAAAAAAAGAAAAAGGAACCGCCCUCUGCGUACAUACCGCGGACUUUUGAAAGUAAACAUUGGUGUCAUAGCGAUAAAUAAGUCAGACGGUCAAUCCUUUCCGAUUUACACUCGUUUACAGAUUGCAGUGGAGCAUCAUGAUGUCCAUUACCGACCCAAAUAUGAGCAACAGGUUUGCCAGUGCAAUGGAGGAAAUCCACAAUAAACACCUUAAAGCAUAUGCAGACAUAAUUGACACAACUACAGAGUUGUCUCACAGUCACAGGCAGUUUGUGAAGUCUGCACUUGAUACGUGUUUGAGGAAAUGUAAGGAUGACGAGAAGCUGUUUGAGUCAUUAGGUGAAUUCAAAGGAGACCUGGAGCAAAAACAAAUGGCACUGAAGGAGAGACAGCGUGCCAUACCAGAAACGAUGUCUGAGGUUCAGCACAAGGAGAUGCAGAAAGAGGACAUCAUACAGAAGAUUCAGAAACUUAAAGAGGAUCAAAUGAAAAGAAAAGAGUUGAUCAAGUCUCAUAAUAAAGCAAACAAAGAAAGACUGAGGAAUCUCGAGAAAGCCAGUCACGUUUUCCAGGAUCAUUUGGGUCUGGAGAUUCGAACGGUCAUCUACAAGACACAGUUAGCCAAAGGUAAAAAGUUGCAGUUUAUUUUCCGAAACAUCAGUCUAUCUGACCCAGACAGUGCUUGUGUCAUCACAAUGGGGAUUAAAGAAAACGGAUCUUAUCAGAUUGUGUCCAGCAACCCAGUGCUUGAAUGCUUGCCAACCUUGGAAAGCCGACUUCAGGAGACCAAUAAUUUAUCUGCGUUCCUGGCAAAUGUCAGAAAGGAGUUUAUCUCUAAGGCUCGCCCUUGAGACUAAGGAAAAGGAAGCACGAGGACAGAAUUUUGUGUUUUUAUAUUGUAUUAAAUUCUGUAUUAAAUUCAGCUUGUAUUAUUGCUUAAAAUAGAUCCUACACAAUGUAGGAGUUUAACAUUUUCAAUUUGAUAACUGAAAUAAAUGAAUAUUUCUUGUUUGCUAGUACUAACAUACACCCGUGCUACUGUGUUGUAAAACAUUGUUGUGACGUUACCACUCACAGUGGUCUUGUGAGCAAUGUGGAGCUCUUGCUAUUCACCACCAGGUGGAGUAUGAGGUCACUGAGGUGCCUCUGGCCACACAAUGUUUAAUAGGAAAUCCACAUUGUUUAAAAACAUGAAGAAACCACAUUACCUUGAUUUUACCCCCCCCCCCCCCAUAUGUUAUGAAUCACAGGUAUAGAUUAUUUGUCUUAUCUACUUUUUUUAAUAAAAAAUGAAAACUGCA
This is a messenger RNA of Fundulus heteroclitus (mummichog), 1383 nucleotides long. RefSeq names its product SPC25 component of NDC80 kinetochore complex. NCBI's taxonomy places the organism in Eukaryota, Metazoa, Chordata, Actinopteri, Cyprinodontiformes, Fundulidae. Bases 220 to 933 code for a protein of 237 amino acids. The transcript is spliced from 7 exons. Gene Ontology annotation, biological process: chromosome segregation. The record is from RefSeq and is a predicted model, not a curated record. Gene Ontology annotation, cellular component: Ndc80 complex.